GAGUAUCUAAACGAAAAUGUUUAAUUCUUUCUUCUUCCUGAAGUAUUUAUAAAUUCGACAUUAUCGACAAAAUUGAUUUAAAGUUUGGAAUGGCUGAACUAACAUUAAAAUUACUUGGAUCAUCUGAUUUUAAUCCAGAAAAAUAUGUUAGAGAGCUUUCACAAAAUUGUGUUGGUGGGCAAGAGCUAGUUCGUUUGAGAGCAAAAAUUUAUAAUUUGUCUGAAGAUACCAACAACACAUUAAAGAAAAAUGUUUAUCAGAAUUAUAUGCAAUUCAUUGAUACCGCCAAGGAAAUAUCCCACUUGGAAAGUGAAAUGUAUCAACUUUCUCAUUUAUUAUCAGAGCAUAAAAACUUACUAAAUUCAGUAUCUUCAGUAUCAAUAUUAGAUGAUAAUGUGCAAUUACGUUCUGAACAAGAUUUUAAUGCAAAAGAUGAGAAUGAAGAGCAAACAACUAAUAAGCAGAAAAUUUCUACAAUUAUAGAAAAAGUGGAAGGAUGUGUGAACUUUUCGGAAGAAUCUACUCCUCUCUUUUUACAUGAUGAUGAUAUUUUGGAAAUUGAUUCUAUUGAAAGUACUCCACUGAGAAGGAUACAUGCUUAUUUGUUUUCAGAAGGAUUGAUGAUAACAACUUGGAAUGCAAAUAGUUGUUUCCAAUCAUUUUUAGGAGAGGUCCAAUGCGUUACAAGUUUGAAACAUUUUAUGAAAUUGGUUCCCUUGCAGUGGUUAAUGUGAGAGAUUUAGGAACUGUAAAGCAUGCCUUCAAGCUGUUAGCUUUUCCAGAUACAAGGGUUUUUCAGUGUACAUCUAAUGCGGCCAAGAAAGAGUGGCU
Agrilus planipennis (emerald ash borer) is the source of this 831-nucleotide messenger RNA. Its product is annotated as exocyst complex component 8-like. NCBI's taxonomy places the organism in Eukaryota, Metazoa, Arthropoda, Insecta, Coleoptera, Buprestidae. The transcript has 6 exons. The record is from RefSeq and is a predicted model, not a curated record. Gene Ontology annotation, biological process: intracellular protein localization; exocytosis; Golgi to plasma membrane transport. Gene Ontology annotation, cellular component: exocyst. Bases 90 to 734 code for a protein of 214 amino acids.